This is a messenger RNA of Mus caroli (Ryukyu mouse), 2169 nucleotides long. It is a transcript of the gene Yaf2, whose product is annotated as YY1 associated factor 2. Gene Ontology annotation, molecular function: transcription coregulator activity; DNA binding. The record is from RefSeq and is a predicted model, not a curated record. NCBI's taxonomy places the organism in Eukaryota, Metazoa, Chordata, Mammalia, Rodentia, Muridae. Gene Ontology annotation, cellular component: nucleus. Gene Ontology annotation, biological process: positive regulation of DNA-templated transcription.
GAUCCGGCGGCGGCGGCGGCGGCGGCGGCAGCGGCGGCGGCGACGGCGGCGGCGGCGGCUGCAGCUCGCGGCGCGGCCUUCCCCGCCCCCUCGCCUCCGCGCUUCCGCCGGCCCCUCACCCCGGCGCUGACAGACCGGCGCGCGUCGGCAGCAAGCAUGGGCGACAAGAAGAGCCCCACCAGGCCGAAGCGGCAGCCGAAGCCCGCCUCGGAUGAGGGCUACUGGGACUGCAGUGUCUGCACCUUCCGGAACAGCGCCGAGGCCUUCAAGUGCAUGAUGUGCGAUGUGCGGAAGGGCACCUCCACCCGGAAGCCACGCCCUGUCUCCCAGCUGGUCGCACAGCAGGUCACGCAGCAGUUCGUGCCCCCUACCCAGUCGAAGAAAGAGAAGAAAGACCGAGUAGAGAAGGACAAGAGUGAGAAGGAAGCUGCUAGCAAAAAGAACUGUCACAAGAAAACCAGACCAAGAUUAAAAAAUGUGGAUCGGAGUAGCGCUCAGCAUUUGGAAGUCACUGUUGGAGAUCUAACAGUCAUUAUCACAGACUUUAAGGAGAAAGCCAAGUCAGCGCCUGCGUCCAGCGCUGCUGGCGAUCAGCACAGCCAGAGCAGCUGCAGCUCGGACAACACUGAGCGGGGCGUGUCCAGGUCCUCCUCGCCCCGGGGAGAGGCCUCCUCCCUCAAUGGAGAGUCUCACUAACCGUUCUCGCUCCACUUAGUCAUGCCUGUCCUCCAUGGAGAUGCAGAGUAUGCCAACAACUACCACAUUUUCAUGACAGACACACUCAUGCAUAACGUAUAAUUUGAGUUUUACAUGAAAUACAAAUUUGCCAGGAUUUAUUAGAUUUUAUUGCAGUAUAAGCUACCAAACAUUUCCAGAGUUAACAUUUUGGUCUCUGCUGUUAAAUGCCAUGAAAAUGUGGUUGAAUUAUUCAUUAUGCAGUGUUAUUGGUAAGUCUAUUUUCACUUAUAGUUUAGUGAAUUCUAACACAUAAUUAUUGAAUUCUCUACUAUUGGCAUGUAAUGAGUUUAAAUUUUUUAUUACAUAGUGCAAGCUGCCUAAAUAUGUAUUAUUUGAGAAUUGUGAAACAAAUAGUUAUAUGUAUGCAAGUCAGAGAUCAACUUAAUCAACUAUUGCUGCAACAGGAUUUUCUUAAUGGUUAUCCUCUUAAUGCACCUGCUGGUACUUGGUGUGAUUAAAUAGGAAGUUGUUAUUAAAUAAAGAAUUUGUAUGAAUCUUUGCCAAUGUUUUUUGAUAUGUUUUUACUAAAUUAUUGUUUCUGAGUUAUGUUUUAUCCAUUUUUUGCAGUUUAUGUUUGUUAGUUUGCUUAUUUUUCAAAGCAUCAACUUAUUGUACUGUUCACUAGUAGACAGUACGACGUGGCUUGUUUAGCUUUCUGAUCAGGGUUAGCGCUGUUGUCGUUGAACACUGGUAUUUCCUCUAAGACAUUAGAGUUAAAGACGUAAGCAUCUGGCAGAAGCAGGAAAGAACUUGCCAUACUUGCAAACGCUGUAACUCAAUGAUAGUUUUAGCACUGUUUCCCUGGUCCAGCCCUACCCAGGGUCACAGACAUGUGACUCUAGUUGAUAAAAACAUGUAACUAUCACACAGAACUGAGGUGUCACUCCUGAGUCAGCUUAAUUGGCCUUUUACUAAAUAUAACAAUUCAUAUGGAAACUGCAGUACUCUAGUUCCAGAUACAACUUUCAAUUUAUGCACUUAUCAAUAUCUUGAAAUAACAAGUAUUUCCGGCCCACUCACGUAUGUAUAAUCACCAAUAAAAUAUUUUUAUGACUUAUAAUUUUGCAUUUUGUUUACAACUGAAUGGAGUGUGUUAUGUUGUAUUUGAAAAUACAUCUUAGAAACUACAUGCUCUGUCUUAUUCUCCUCAGGUUCUCUCGUUUUCUCUAGCCAUUUGCUUAAUAUAUACCUGCCUGGGGGGAGCUGCUGAACUGUAAAUGACCCUAAAGACAAAACGUAACUUGAAUAUCUCCUAUCACAUAAAAGACAUCAUGGCAACAUGUGAAGGACAAUCUGUGGUCCCUGACAGUUGUGAUACUUGGUUUCUCAUGGCAAUGUCACUGUUGAAAUGCAGUUCGUUUCAUUGGCACAGUGGUUCUCUUGUAACGUGCUGGUUGUGAAUAGUUUAUUGCAUACAGUAAAAACCUGUGA